This is a messenger RNA of Guillardia theta CCMP2712, 4597 nucleotides long. RefSeq lists its product as hypothetical. NCBI's taxonomy places the organism in Eukaryota, Cryptophyceae, Pyrenomonadales, Geminigeraceae. The transcript is spliced from 27 exons. The coding region runs from base 119 to 4597 and encodes 1492 amino acids. Gene Ontology annotation, molecular function: protein binding; calcium ion binding. The record is from RefSeq and is a predicted model, not a curated record.
AGGUGAGAGAGCUAGAAGAAGAAGAGAACGGGUUGAAGGUCCGUCCUCCCGUUGUUUGGAGAUCCUCCGGUAGAAGGCCAACAAACUUUUGAGAGUUUCAGUUGCAGCUCGUGUCGCCAUGCGGAAGAAGGUAACAGGUUUGAAGUUUUCGGGGCUUGCCAGCCUUCCGCUCCCCGAGCCCAAACAGAAGAGCGCAACAAGUGACAAGGUAGAUCCGAGUGAGCUGCUUCAGUUUCUGUUCCCAAGUGGGUUCUACCAUUCCAAGUCAACCGCCCGACUGUAUAUAUUCGCUGAGUACGGGCCAACUCUGGUGCGGGUACGGGAUGGAUGGAUGAGCCUCCGAGCAGGGUACAAGGGCCAACACAUUGUAACAGAACAAGAGCUGUCUGACAUGAUCGAUGAGAUGAUACGGGAGGAUGUCCUGAAAGUUUACGUUGGGGAUGCUGUGCUCAAGCCAUCGGAGCAGGAGGAGAUCCUGUCGCAGGCUGAUGACAAACUCAAGACCAUCCCGAACUAUACCAAGGAAGAGAUUGAAGAAUUGCUGUCACCCUGUCUGGACAGCGAUGGGUUUUACAACUUCAAGAAGUUGCAGGAAAUUGUUCACAGCGAGAGGAGCGAGAAGCUGAAAGAGCGGAAGAAGACAUUUCCAGACAUUGUCAACAAAGUGAGAUUGCCGAAGAAAGCAUUCAGCUUCUACGAGGAGACGUUACAGCAGAGCAUACGGUUGAAGAAGUUUCGAGAUAGCGAGAUCUUCCUCAACACAGCAAAGGCCCUCAGCAGGAACGCUUUCCGAAUCUCCGAGCUGAAGGACUUGAACAAUCCUGCGCUCUCUUCAAAUUCUGUCUUCAUCCGUGAAGACAUCGGCUUCAACCCCGCCAUCCCGAUGUUCAAGAUUCCUGUUAUCCGGGGCAGAGCCUCGUAUGUCAAACCUCACGAGCCUUACACGAAGAAGCAUGUUUACGAGGCCGUUGAAUCUAGUAAUGGGCAUGGCGAUAGGGCGAUGACGGACGAACGCGGCAAUGUCACCAUCGAACCGCUGGAUCUCAACCCGCUCACCAGCCGCCUGCAGAGAGGCGAGUCAAGGAGAUCCACGAGGCAUCUCGAGAGCCGAGGAGAGAGCAGGAGGUCGGGGAGGUCGACAGACCUGAGCGCUAGGAAUCUGACGCAGAAGUUAAACAUAGAGUCAGCCUUGACGGGUCUGACAGAGUCUGAGAGGCGAUGGCUAUCAACCCUCGUCCACGACAUGGAAGCAGCAGCCACCAAGGACUCUCUCAUCACCCCCCGCACAGACCUCGGCAUCAAGAAGUUGAGGACGGCCCUCCCGCCUACCCGGCAAGUGGCGGAUCCCAUGGCGGCGGGCAGGAGCAAGAAGAAACUGCUGGAUGAGCUAAGAGAGGAAGUAAUGAGCUACGAUGAUCUCCUCUCCUCUCCUCCUCCCCCUCCUCGUCCCACCCUCAGGAACGCUGCCAUGAGGAUGAUCCGCGGAGAACCUGUCGAGGAGACGAGCGAAGGAUUAAACCCGUCGGCUAACGCAGUCUACUUGCAAGCUUGCAAGAAAGCCCAGCUGGUGAGGAAGGAGAUCGUCUCUGUGCUGGAGAGCAUCUUCAACAACAGCGAGAGCGUGAGCCUGGCGGGAAUGUCGUUGAGCAAGGGGAUCCUGGCGAUGAGUGAAGCAUGUAAGACGGAGGAUGAAGAGACGAGGGAGGAAGGGGAGGAGGAGGUACUGAAUAUUCCCGUGCUAGUGCCUUACGCCGUUUCCUCGUCAUCCCCCGCACUGCUCUCCUCCCUGGACCUCUCUCUCAACAGGAUCGAUGACGGCCUGCUCAAGAAGUUCUGCAGCUCCAUACAGAAAUAUCGAAACCUGACGUCUCUCAACCUCUCCGGAAACCUAAUCACAUCCGUCGGCCUCGCGGACAUAGUCGACAAGAUCCUCCUGUCCUCCACCUUCUUUCUCCAAUCCCUCGAUCUCUCCAACAAUCAUCUUUUCUUCGGUCGCGGCAUCGCUCCUCUCCUCCCCCCCCUCGCCUCCCAUCAGGCCUCCAGCUUGACCUUCCUCAGCCUCAGUCACAACCAGCUGGGAAAAGAAGCUGGAAAAGUACAAACAAAGGGAAAGCAGAAAGAGGAGGAAAGAUGUGGUGCAGGAGCAGGAGCAGGAGCAGGAGCAGGAGCAGGAGCAGGAGCAGGAGCAGGAGCAGGAGCAGGAGCAGGAGCAGGAGCAGGAGCAGGAGCAGGAGCAGGAGCAGGCAGCUGGAAUGGGUUCGGGGACGAUGAUCCGGUGCAUGCGCUGGUGGAGCCCGACCUCCCCCUGCUUCGCCUCCUCCUCACAGCCUUGCUGCACCUCCCUCCCAUCCUCCUCCCAUCCUCCGUCCUCACUGAGUACGAGUGCUGUGCUGAUCCAGGAACCGCAUCGGCGCGGGAGCUGGUGAACCUUUCUCUGAAGCAGUCGAAGGAGGAACAGCGAGACUUUCCGCUUGAGGUCUCCCUGCGAGAUUGCUCGCUGGUAACGGAGGACGACGAGCAGGCAGACUUCAACAUCGCAGAGCCAGCAGGAGACUACAGGCUCAACCUCUCCGUCGUCUACUCGAGGAGCAUUGUCAAGAGCCUCGUCGGCCUCGCGCUGAGAGGACGAGGAGAGUUCACGCGAGGAAGCGUCAAGCUGGAUGGCUCUCCCUUCCUGCUCCAGGUCUCCGUCGACUUCGACCCUCCUCGCAUCGGCAUCCUGGAGUUUCGGUUCAAGGACACGAGCAGCGGAUGCUUGGAGAGUGACGAGACCAUCUUCUCUGCCUUCUUGCAGUCGCUCAAGGAGCCCAAGAGCAGCAUGGAGCGAAAGCUGCUGAUGCGGAUGGUGACUCGAGGGAGCGCGUACCUGACGCUCCUCCAGGUCAAGGAGAUCAUGCUGAUCCUCUCCAAGGGAUCAGGGGCAAAGCCGCAUCAUCAUCAUCAUCAUAGGGGAGGGGAGCAACAGGAGGAGAGGAGGAAGAGAGGAGAGGAGGAGGAGGAGGAGGAUGUGGUAGAGAAGCUGUUUCGGGAUCAUGACGACGAUGGCGAUGGGGCGCUGGACUGCAGGGAGUUCAAGAGGAGCAUACGGUCGAUAGCAGAGGAGACGAUCACAGAGGAGGACCUGGAACGGAUGUUCGAGGAGGCAGACUGGGACGGGGGCGGAUCCAUCUCUGAGCUGGAGCUCAACACUUUCUUGGGGGGGAGGAGAGACGGGAGGAGGAGGAGCUCGACGGCGUUCACGACCGAGGCCUUGGAGAGGAUCGAGCUGAUAGUCUGCAGCUACAAUCGGCUGGUGGAAGGGACGAGCCGGUCGCGGGAGCUGCUGCUGCUGCUGGAGAACGAGCUGGAGAGGAAGGAGGCGGAAAGAAGGCUGGGGCUUGACCUAGUCUCCUUCUCUCAGUCAAACCCAACAGGAUUCUACGACAUCAACCUCGCUGAACCGGUCCAGCGAGAGAUAGUCCUCCGUCUCCGAGCCCUCAAGAUGGAGAACGAGAAAGUGGAGCGCGAGCUGCUUUUCUACCACUCCCAGCAGAGGAAGGGAGGUCCCCGCGACCGGCUCGAGCGCGUGUGGCGCAACUGCGUUCAUCAUGACCCAGGGAAGGAGGAGGAGAGGCCUGAGGGAGACAAGAUCGUCUUCGAGCAUGACUGGCGUAUCCCGUCGCGCGGGAGGCUCCUGCUGGACUUCGUUCACAUCGUGCGACCCCCUGCUGAGGCGGUUGCUGUGGAUGAAGACAAGUUCAGGGUACUGCAGCUGAGAAUGGGACUUGCGAAUAUCUUCAGCACAGACGAGCAGGACGAAGCGAGGUUGAAGAUGGUUGUCGACUUUCUGAGCAGGCAGUACGUCUGUUGCCAUCAAGUUUCUUCUCUUCUUGAUCACUUCAUCUCCCACGAGUUCUGCGUGGAGGUCAUGGUCAAGGCUUUCUCGCGGGUUGUCGACUGGCACAAUUUCAUCAAUCUCCUCGGGCGUUUAGGACAAGCAGAGACGAAAGCUCAUGGCGGCAGGCUACUACGAGCUCGAUCUCUCGCUCAGGGAGCAGCGGAGCUGGUUCACCUGGCCGACGCCGAACCAGGGCUCAACUGUGUCGACGUGCAGUACAACGGAGUCGACUUUGAGAUCCCAGCAGGAUGGACCAACGAUGUCCCAAAGAAAGGCAUCCUUGAGCUGAACGAAGGAGUCAACGGAUCUUCGCUUUCAAACUUCUGCGAUGCCUAUAUCAAGCAAUUCUGCGUCGAAGAUGGAGUCCAGAUAGGAGCAAGUCCGUGGGGGAACGAUUGGGUCAGGCUCAACAAGCUGAGGAGGAUCCGCGUGAAGCUCGUCGAGCGCUUCCAGACAUACUCGAAUUGCUUCUCCAUGCUUGAUGAAGAUGGCGGAGGGUCGAUCAACCGCAAGGAGCUGGCGAUGGGACUCUUCAAGAUGGGCGUCUGGCUGCAUCCGAGCGAAGUGCAGGCGCUGAUGGAGGCUCUAGACGAGGAUGGAGGAGGAGAGAUAGAGCUUGAGGAGUUUGCGAGCUAUUGGAACUCUUACGUCUUCGAUGGCUGGACCAUUGAAGGGCUUCCCUACUGUCGCUACACACACAAUCAGCACAACGCAGAUUGA